AUGUCAAAAAAGUCUAGUCCUAGUGGUUCAGAGAUAGAAGAGAAGAGAGUUACUUCCAUUUUCCGUGAAGAUGAUUUCUGUGUUCAAGAGGUUAGAAAGGAAGAUAAACUCAAAUCUGCUACAGCUGAGAUGGGUGAGGUGAAAGAAGAAAAUGAGAGAUUGAAGAUGAUGCUAGAGAGAGCAGAAAAGGACUACCACUCCCUUCAACUCCGUUUCUUUAACAUCCAUAACAAAGAAGUUCCUAAGAAAGGUGUAGCUGAUUCAGCUACUUCCCAUGAUGAAACUGAAGAAACUGAGCUUGUGACACUUUGCCUUGGAAGAAGUCCAACUGAGUCUAAGAAGGAAUCAAGAAUUGGAAACUCUAACAAACCUAAAGAUAAAGAAGAUCUUGAAGCAAACCUUACUCUUGGAUUAGACUCCAAAUAUCUGUUGUCAAUGGAACUGGUGUCUGAUUUGAGUCCUAUGAACAGCUCAGAAGAAACAAAAGAAGCAGAAGCAGAGGGAACAUUGUCAACAAAUAAAUCAGUAAAAGUGAAGAAUGUAAAUGAUGAAAUGUCAGAUCAGAUGCCUGCCAAGAGAGCCAGGGUAUCUGUCAGAGCUAGAUGUGAUACUCCCACGAUGAAUGAUGGAUGCCAGUGGAGGAAAUAUGGACAGAAGAUAUCAAAAGGAAAUCCAUGUCCACGAGCAUACUAUCGUUGCACAGUUGCACCAGCAUGUCCAGUAAGGAAACAGGUGCAAAGAUGUGCUGAGGACUUGUCCAUCUUAAUCACCACAUAUGAAGGAACUCACAACCACCCACUUCCAGUUUCAGCCACAGCCAUGGCAUCCACCACUUCAGCUGCUGCUUCCAUGCUCUUGUCAGGUUCUUCAACAUCUCAACCCACAGGUCACAAUUCUACAUCUUUUGGAAAUUCUCCUUCAGUACUCAAUGGUCUUAGAUUCAGUCAGCAGUUUGAUGAAUCAAGAGCAAAACAUGUUUUCUUACCAAACCAUGCCUCACAUUUGUUCCCAACAAUCACACUAGACCUGGCUUCCCAACAAUUACCUUCAAGCAUUGCUUCAAACCCAAGAUUUUCUCCAAAUUGCCUCAGCUUUUAUUCCCCUGAGCCUAACUUCAUACCAUCAUCCAUUUGGGGCAAGGGAAUCCCUAAUAAUGGCACAAUGCCUAUUGACAAAACCCAAAUAAGGCCAGUUUUAAUGGGAAACCAUUUACAAGAACAUUUCUAUCAACAAUGCAUGGCAAACCAAACUCCUUCAAGGGAUGCAUUGGCAGAAACAAUAACCAAAGCAAUCAGCACAGACCCAAAUCUUCGCUCUGCAAUAGCUGCAGCAGUAUCAUCAGUGGUGGGACAAGGAUCAAACCAAGGAGGAGGAGAGAUUCUAGGUCCAGGGUUGAACUUGAAACAUGGGGAACAUCCUCAAAUGGCUUCAUCCAAUCCUUUGAACCAGAAUGGAAAAGGAUGCUUAACAGGCUACAUUAAAAGAUUGUCCUCUACAAGUUCUCAAGCUGGAAACUUCAUGCUUCUCCAACCCCAAUUGCCAUUUUCUCUCUCCAUGAGUAGCACAAGCACACCUCCUUCCAUUGUUAAUCAGAUCAAUCAUUCAGUUCCAGAAAUGAACACACAUCAUUAG
Molecule: messenger RNA, 1632 nt
Organism: Gastrolobium bilobum
Lineage: Eukaryota; Viridiplantae; Streptophyta; Magnoliopsida; Fabales; Fabaceae
Product: WRKY transcription factor 72A-like
Exons: 4
Coding region: 1-1632 (543 amino acids)
Biological process (GO): regulation of DNA-templated transcription
Molecular function (GO): DNA-binding transcription factor activity; sequence-specific DNA binding
Source: RefSeq, a predicted model, not a curated record